Molecule: messenger RNA, 1815 nt
Organism: Dermacentor andersoni
Lineage: Eukaryota; Metazoa; Arthropoda; Arachnida; Ixodida; Ixodidae
Product: venom serine carboxypeptidase-like
Biological process (GO): proteolysis
Molecular function (GO): serine-type carboxypeptidase activity
Source: RefSeq, a predicted model, not a curated record
AUGGCCAGGCCAGAUGAAGUGUUCCGUAUCUGGCAGUUGAACUGCAGCUGUUUCACUGCGCUGAAAGCUUCCCUGCAGCACUACCUCCGCAGCCAGGAUGCCAAGCUCCACGGUACCACGCUGUGGCAGCAUGCUAACGACCUGGAUCUCACCCUAUUGACGGACGAGGCGUUCCCCAUCCGCAUCGGCUCGUACACGCACGGAGACACUAUCCCGGAUCUCUGCUUCGUGAAGAACACAGCCUAUGUCCGCUGGUCCAAUUUCGCGGAGGAUCUUGGCAGCGACGACCUUAUACUAGCCGCGUACUUACCCAUCGUCAUCAGGAAACCCAAGUCGUACACCCCACAAGAUCCCGAGCCUCUGUUUCUCACUCCAUACAUUGAGAACUGUUCUUACUACGAAGCAAGAGAAAAGAGCAAAAUACCGUUUGCUCAGAGCUUCGGAGUUGCUGCUUACUCUGGUUACAUCACUGUGAACAAAACUGCUCGAAGCAAUCUCUUCUUUCUCCUGACUGAAGUACAGGGCAACUCAUCUGAUGCACCCCUCUUACUAUGGACUCAAGGUGGCCCGGGUUUAUCUGCACUGUUUGGCCUGUUUCUCGAGAACGGUCCCGUGGAUUUUAUUGGUUUCGGCUCAAACUACACUCCAAUAUUACAAAACAGAACUAAUACCUUACAAAAGAACAUGAGCGUCCUCUACCUGGAUCUUCCGGUGGGGGCUGGCUUCAGCUUCACAGGAGACGAACAAAACGGUUACCCAACAAGCCUCGAGGAAAUAGUAUUGCACGUGAAGGAAUUUUUGGACCAAUUCGUAAAAGUCUUCUCUGAAUAUGAAGGUCGGGACUUCUAUCUCGCUGGAGAAUCAUACGGAGCAAGGUAUUCCGUCGCUGUCGCCCACUAUUGGAAUAUUAUGAACUUGAGCGACUCAAAACUAAACCUCAAGGGGGUGAUUGGAGGCAAUGGAUUCCUCGGCCCUAUAUUUGAUUUAGCCGACUCCAGCGACUUCCUCUACCAGAUGUCGAUGGUCGACUCGAAAGGACGGACGGAAUUUAAAGAACGGUUUCAGCUCAUGAAAAGGCUGGCAGCGUCUGAAAAUGUUACCCAUAAAAUGUACGCACUGAUGCUGCUCACCAGCACUUUAUUUAUAAACGAUACGUCGCCUACGCUGUUUCAGAAUCUCACCUUAUACCAUGACCACGCAAGCCCCAUGUACACCCACAGACCAGUUCGAAUGCUAUACUGUGCUGGAUUUUUAAAUGACAGUGUAACCAAAGUAUUGCUGCAUGCUGGGGCGAACAACACUUUUCAAAUCAUCAAUGAAGUUAUGCUACAGACCUUUGCUAUCGACAGCUUGAGAGAUAUUAGCACCUUCAAUGAACAUGUACUAAACGAAUCUAGAGUGCUGUUAUACAACGGACAAAUGGACGCACUUUUUCCGUCGGUAAACCAACGGGAUUAUUAUCGAAGGUUGAACUGGACGUACGCAGAUGACUACAGAAAUGCUACUCGCUAUCCUUGGCAGCCGCAUCCCGGGUACUACGGCUUUGCUGGCUAUAUGAAGACAGUGCAUAAUUUCACAGAAGCUGUCAUAUUAGGCAUGAGUCACUAUGGUGCCGCAGAGAAACCUGAUGAACCAUACUUCCUGAUAACUCAAUUUAUUGCUAACUCAUCGAAAGGUGGAAGUGUUUAACCAACAUCUUGAAAGAGUGUAACACAGGAUACAUCUCAACAGUGAAAGAGGAACGAGCUCCACCUGUUACCCAGCAUCACACGGAAGUAUAUUGGUUGAAUAAAAUCUUGUUGCAGUAUUUUCUGA